Lottia gigantea (owl limpet) is the source of this 942-nucleotide messenger RNA. RefSeq lists its product as hypothetical. The coding region runs from base 1 to 942 and encodes 313 amino acids. Gene Ontology annotation, molecular function: DNA binding; nucleotide binding; DNA-directed DNA polymerase activity. The record is from RefSeq and is a predicted model, not a curated record. NCBI's taxonomy places the organism in Eukaryota, Metazoa, Mollusca, Gastropoda, Lottiidae. The transcript is spliced from 2 exons. Gene Ontology annotation, biological process: DNA replication.
AUGGAUGAAAUUUGUAACGUAUUAAAGGAAUAUAUUUCACAAAGUGAAACACGAAGUGACACAGAAAGUAAUAACAUAAUUGAUUUAUUCAAAGAAUACAGUGCAAGCACAAAAGACAAAACGGAGGUUCAUUCGAGACUUAAAAAAAUAGAAUGUACUAAACUAAUGGCAUUUGAUGCUAACGGUUUAUACGCUUCCGCCAUGUCGGAUUUAGACAGUGAAUAUCCGAGAGCGGAAAGUGGAAGACCGUUUCUACCAGAAGAAGAAAAAGAAUUUGUGAAACUCUUCAAUAAACAAAAAUUCAGACCUAGAACAGAUAUUUUAACAGUGUGGUUUGACUAUCCCAAAAACAUGUUCUUCCAACCGAUACCAGCUAAAGAUAAAAUCACUUUCACGAAUAAAGAAGGUAAAAAGGAAACUGGUAACAAAAUCAGGUUCAGAAAUGGUUUCUGUCACGACGCUUUAACAUCGGUCGAUAUUCAAGAAAUAGUGAAAGCCGGUGGACGAAUUAUUAGAAUAUUAGAUGGUAUAGUUUACGAAGAAAAUUUUAAAACUCCACCCUAUAGAGAUUAUAUUUUAAUUUUGAGAGAUUUAAGAAAUAAAUAUAAACGAGAAGGUAAUAUCGUGGGUAGUAACUGCAUGAAAUUAUUAGGUAAUUCCUUGUAUGGUAAAUCAAUUCAGAAAGAUAUAUUCACAACUAGACAUUUAUGGAAUGANGCAACUUUACAGGCCAACUUUGAUUCACGUGUUAAAACCUAUGAGAAAAUUAAUGAUACUCAAUAUAUUGUUGAAACAGAAAUUGAAGAAAAAGAGAUUACUACCGAAGACAGUAAAUCUACACGACUAACGCCUAGUCAUUUGGGAUCAUUCGUUUUAUCUCACAUAUUUUCUGCCCCCUCGUAUCAUAGUAUAGGUAAUAUAUCAAUAACCUUGCUUUGUUAA